AGAAAUUAGAUAAUUUGAUAGAAAAAGUGCUUGAAAAUCUUUAUUAUUUGUAGUUUUUAUGGAAGUAUAUGCUUCAAGACUUGCAUCUUUUCAGUUAUCUUCAAGAAAAAAGUUAAAAUGGCCUCAUAUUCGUCCUACACCAAAAGAUCUUGCAGAAGCAGGAUUUUACUAUGAUCCAUCAUCAUCAUCACAUGACAAUGUUGUAUGUUUUCUUUGCAAAAAGGCUUUGGAUGGUUGGAAUGCAAAUGAUAAUCCUGUUAAAGAACAUAUUGAGCAUUCUCGACAAUGUGGUUGGGCAAUUCUUAAAUACAUUAAGCUCUGUGAUAAAGAGAGGAAUUUUUUUUCUGAAAAGGAGUUGCAAGAUGCUCGAGAAGCUACUUUUGGUCAUUGGUGGCCUCAUGAACAAAAGAGGGGAUGGUUUUCAAAAGUUAAAAAGAUGUCUAAUGCUGGGUUUUAUUAUAGUCCUACACUUGAUUCUAAUGAUAUGGUAAGUUGUAUAUAUUGUGGUCUUGGUCUCGAUGGUUGGGAGCCAAAAGAUGAUCCAAUGGAAGAGCAUAAGAAGAGGGCUCCUUCUUGCUUUUUUUUUCAUCAAUCAACAACUACUCGAUUAAAAGUUUCAGAGUUUAAAGCUUCUUCUGACAAAGUGAAGCAAAAUCUUGAUGUUCAAAACGAUGAUUCCUUAGAUGGUGAUGAUUCUAUUCUUAUUUCAAAAUCUAAGACGAAUUCUUCUAAAACAAAAAGGCGAUCCAUCGUUAAAAGAUCUUCUAAAAAAUCUAAAGAUAAUAAUGUGCAGCCACGGUUGAAAAAACCUCUUUCGGUUUCUCAUAAAGAUGAUUAUGAUUCUUCUCAUGAGGCUUUUUUACUUUCAGCUAUUGAUGAUAAGUUGGUUUUGGAUAAAUCAAAUUUAAUUGAAGAAAAAAAUGAUGAAAAUAACUCUAAUAAUAUUGAUAAUUUUUGUUCUUAUAAAGAGACAUGUUCGAGCUUUUCACAUACGAAUAGUCCUUUUGGUAAUUCUGAAUUUCCGUUUGCUGGGAAGGAAAUUAUAAAAACUUCCAAACUAAAAAAUACAAGACAGUCUCAACAAAUUAAGAAAGAGAAUGAUUUAAAUAAAUUGUCAUUUGAUAAUAAACAUAAAUAUAAUACGAAUAUUAAUACUAAUGCUACUAAAAUCCAAAAAAAUGCAAGUAUUAUAGAAAAUAAUAAACAAAAUGAUCUUUCUAUGAGAUCGAAUAAACGUUUAACUAGAUUAGGUGUUAAAAAUGAUAUCUUUGAAAGUUAUGAUUCCGAAGGAUCACAAAAUGGGUGUAUUCUUGCUAAAACGACCUCAAAUAAGUUUCAUAGAAAAACUAGUUUUGUAAAAAGCGCUAAAUCAGGGGAAAAAAUGUCUUUAAGAGGUAUGAAAUUAAGUUAUGAUAAUGAGGAAAAACUGGUAUCAGAAUCAGAAAAUCAGAAAAUUAAAAAAAGCUUUUUACGUCCUAGAAAAUUAUCUAGAGUCAAUACACAAACAGAUGAACUAGAAGAUCAAAUAAUAUCUACAAAAGAUUCUGAUAUUAAAAAAAAAACUAGACUAAAUCGGAAAACAAAUGAGAUUGUUAAUUUUAAAGAAUUGAAAAAUGCUUCUAAAUUAACUUCAAAAUUAUCUGAAGUUAUUCCUUUACAGUCUGUAAAUAAAGGAAACAAUUAUGAAGAAAAUGGAGAUUCUUUUAACCGAAAUGAAAUAUUUAAUAAUUUUGUUGUGAAGGACAGUUUUGAUGAUUCAUUACAACAAAAAUCUAAAAGAAUAUUUGAUUUUGAUAUUCUUGAAAGUGAAACAAAAAAGGCUAAAGAUAUUUCUAUAUCAGAGAUAUUUAAUAAUAAUACUGAUAAAAAAACAUGCAAUUGGAUUCCAAUAGAUGUUGAAGCUCUUGUUUUUAACUCUUCAAGUGAUAUUUUAGCUAAUUCUCAUGAACUUACUGUUGCAGAGUUAGAUAUGACAAUAGAGGAGUGGAUGAAAUCUAUAAUUCAAAAACAAGUUGAAAAGUUAGAAAUAGAAUGCCAAAGAAUGAUUUCUAUUCUAAAAAAAGAAGGGGAAAGAGCAAAACAAGCUAUUUUGAGCAUUCAGGAAUUAUAA
Messenger RNA from Pneumocystis murina B123, 2110 nucleotides. RefSeq lists its product as hypothetical. The record is from RefSeq and is a predicted model, not a curated record. Lineage: Eukaryota; Fungi; Ascomycota; Pneumocystomycetes; Pneumocystales; Pneumocystaceae. The transcript has 4 exons. The coding region runs from base 59 to 2110 and encodes 683 amino acids.